Molecule: messenger RNA, 1341 nt
Organism: Penicillium salamii
Lineage: Eukaryota; Fungi; Ascomycota; Eurotiomycetes; Eurotiales; Aspergillaceae
Source: the annotation of a GenBank genome assembly
AUGCGCCCAGAUACAAGCAUUGAAGUAGCGAUCAUUGGCGGAGGCAUCGCUGGUGUGACUGCCGCCAUCGGCCUUCUCUCCAAAGGAAUUUCCGUCAAAUUGUACGAGCGAGCCAGUGCGUUUCGUGAAAUCGGAGCAGGAAUUGGACUCUCUCCGAACGCCGAACGAGCAAUGCUUCUGCUGAAUCCGAAUAUUCAUGCUGUCUUUAAAAAGCUCGCGACUCCGAACACAGAGGACUGGUUUCAAUAUGUGGAUGGAUUCAACAGAUCGGAGAAGGGUGAUGGCGAGGAGCUGUUGUUCAAGGUAUAUCUUGGCGAAAGGGGCUUCGAAGGAUGUCGCAGAACCGACUUCCUCAACGAACUAGUGAAGCUUUUACCUGAAGGCUGUGUGGAGUUCCGCAAAGAUCUAGUGAAUAUCACGGAGCCCCGGGAUGAAUGUACCAUGAUCACCCUUCACUUCGCUGACGGUUCCACCUCGACUGCCGAUGCGGUACUUGGUUGCGACGGGCUUCGAUCUCGCGUUCGGGAACAUGUUUUAGGUGUGGAGCACUCGGCGGUUCGGCCUUCCUACACCCACAAGUUAGCCUACCGCGGCGUAAUUCCAAUUGAAGACGCAAUCCAAGCCAUUGGCAAAGAAAAAUCUUUGACAAGGUUUAUGCAUCUUGGACCGGGUUGCCACGUACUGACUUUCCCCGUCUCCAUGUGCACCAUGUUGAACGUCGUUGCAUUUGUUACCGAUCCAAAUGACUGGCCCAGUGUUGAUCAAACCACAUUUCCUGCGACUAAGGAAGAGGUUCUUGAAUCCUUUGCAAGUUUCGGUCCUGUGGUCACUGCAAUAAUGGAUUUAUUAGUCCACAGAUUGGACAAGUGGGGGAUUUUUGACUUACACGAGAGUCCAGUGACGACAUAUGUUUCUCAAGGCGGACGUGUUUGUCUAGUCGGCGAUGCAGCUCAUGCUGCAGCUCCACACCACGGAGCUGGAGCAGGUUCUGCAAUCGAGGACGCCCUGGCGUUGGCUGUGGCGUUGGAGGAGGUCGACAAAACAUUGUCAGCCAACCAACAACCAGUUAGCAGACAAAUGGCCAUUUCUGCAGCGUUUUCUGCAUACGAAAGUGUGCGAUAUGAGCGCACUCAAUGGUUGAUCGAGAGCAGCCGAUUUAUGGGAGAGGUUUUCGAAUGGCAAACCGCUCUUUGCGAAGCAGAUCCCGCCAAGUGCCACAGCGAGGUUGAGUGGCGAUCUCACACAAUCUGGGAUUAUGAUGUGGAUCAAAUGGUCGAGGCAGUUAGCGCAAUAUUUGGAUCGAAGGUAAGUGAAGCACUAGGGCAUGACAGGGGAUUGUGA